ACCCGAGUUCUCAGGCAGUAAGCGGAAAUGAGCUUGCAUGCAUGCUUCAGGCUGCCGGCGGAGGACAUUGCUGUGUCAUGCUUUAUAAAUCUCCGUCCUCCAGGUCGGGUAGCAGACCACCCAGUACCACCCAAACUCAGGGUCUCUGAACGGACAGCCAUGCCUCCUGCUCCGUCUCUACCGCCUCAAACGCUCGAAAGAGGCAAGGCUUACCUCAGAUGCAGGAAGCGAAAGAUGCGAUGUGACGGUGUUCGGCCUACCUGCACUCAGUGCACGAAAGCGAACAUCGCCGCGGACUGCGAGUAUUCUGAUGCGGGCCCGACCACUUCACAGAUUCUCGAGCGAAACAUCGCUGAAUUAGAAGCACGCAUCGUCGAGAUCCUCAAAGGACGUCCUGCAGAUCCUGUAUCACUGCGGGCUCCAUAUUCGGGACCUAGCACUUCCAAAACUAACAAGAUCACCACGAAGAAAGCGGACGCCCUGAUACCUACAUCACUCUCCACUUCCGGUCCCAUAUAUCCAGCUGAGCCAUACCCCCUCGAGCCGCUAAUAAGCCCUCGCGGAAUACUCCCUUCCCCGACUCUCCCGAAUUACUACAACCCUUCUUCACCGUCGCCCCACACCUAGGCUUUUUCUUCCAUGUCCCAAGAUUUUUAGACAAGAUGAAGAUGUCUAUGCCGCCGACCAGCCUUUCGCCCGCCCGCACUGAUGUUCUCUGUGCUUCUUCUUGUAUACCCUCCAGGCUGAGAUUCCCAUUGCAAUCUAUCUACUACACCAGAAUAGGCGCUUUGCCGCGAGCUACCACAUCUCGGCGGCGAUAUCCAUCGUUGUGGCAUGCAACUUGCACAAGAUCGGGAGCAUACACGCGUUCGAUAGUACUCGAGCUGCCAUCGUGCUCCUGCCCCCUAUAGAUGACAUCGAGCAAGGCGAACGUAUCCGCGCAUUCUGGUCAGUGUACAUCCUGGACCAAAUCUGGACGUUAUGAACGCACACCCCCUCCGCCCUGCUGGACGAGAGUUCUGUGCUCACCCCGAUCGAUACGCCAUGGCUGAUGGAAAUUCAUGAAUAUGAACAGGUG
Molecule: messenger RNA, 1078 nt
Organism: Phanerochaete carnosa HHB-10118-sp
Lineage: Eukaryota; Fungi; Basidiomycota; Agaricomycetes; Polyporales; Phanerochaetaceae
Exons: 4
Coding region: 28-627 (199 amino acids)
Biological process (GO): regulation of DNA-templated transcription
Cellular component (GO): nucleus
Molecular function (GO): DNA-binding transcription factor activity, RNA polymerase II-specific; zinc ion binding
Source: RefSeq, a predicted model, not a curated record